Molecule: messenger RNA, 1875 nt
Organism: Closterium sp. NIES-65
Lineage: Eukaryota; Viridiplantae; Streptophyta; Zygnematophyceae; Desmidiales; Closteriaceae
Source: the annotation of a GenBank genome assembly
AUGAGAUCCCAGCGCGACUCGGCUCAACAGGUGCAACCAGUGGUGGAGAUUAUCAGGAUUAACGAGGCUGCGCACAGCGGAGACGGCUUGGAGGGCGGCAGCUUGCUCGUGAGCAAUCCCGCUGACGCCAUUGUUCUCGCAGAGGGCGACCUCCCGAGUCGUCUGUAUUCAGUGUGCGCGGCUUACGCCUUCGCCUCGCUCACGCAAACACCGACCGUCGCGCUGUGGCCCUCGGACGCACACAUGCCGCAUGUGCGCUUCCACCACCUCUUCUCGACUCGUCAUAGCGAAGAGUACAGUACCGCGGACAGCGCAGACGGGGUAAGAAGUACGGAAGAGAUGAGCAGGAACGGGUGGCGGUACCUGCGCGUCAAGGACUCGGCCAUCGCGAGCGAGGAUGUGAAGAAAGGGCUCAACUCCAACCGUCGCACGGUGUUCCUUUCUCCAUGCGAAUCCGCAGAACAGCAGCAGCAGCAGCAGCAGCAGCAGCCACAGCAGCAGGGCGGAAGCGAGCAAGCGGAGGCGGCUCCGUUUGCGCUCUAUAUGCCAGCAGAAGGCGCUGGGGUAAAGGUGGCAGGCGAGGAGCGCUCAGGAGCAGCAGCAGCGGGAGAGACGGCAGUGGAUGCGGCAGCGACAGGGGAGGAGAUAGCGGAGAUUUCAGUGUCGCGGUGCGAGUACGAGCGCGAGGUGGAUCUGUGCUUGGCGUCGCUACAGCCGUCCGCUGACGUGGCGAGACUGGUGGCGAAGGAGGAGUUGGAGGCGGUAGAGGCGACUGUAGCCGUGCACCUGGACGUGAGUGUGGGCGCGGGGGAGGAGGAGAGUGAAGGGGGGAGAAAAAGGGUGAAGAGGGAAACAGGAGAUUUUGACCUUGCUCCCCCCGGCUGUUCCGGCUGCGCCGCCGCCACAUCAGACGCCUCCGCCGCCCUCUGCGCCAUGCGCCGCAUCGCCAUGGAGUCUCUUAAAGACCCCUCGCUGCGCUUCGUCCUCGGCUCCCCCUCCCCCGCGCGCGCCGCCACUGUGACCGCGUAUUUCGACCCCCUGCGCGCGCCCCUGCUGCUCCGCGCGGGAGAGGAGCGGCGGAAAAACCGCGCUCAGGGCUUCCUCCCCAUCAACUCGUCCUCGAUAGAAGCGCGUUUCGUUACAGCACAAGGGAGGGCGCGGUCGGCGGAGUUUGAGGUGGCGCGGUCGGUGUGCGAGUCGGAGGAGGUGCUCCCCAUUCCGCAGCAGAAGUGGGCCAAAUUCACCUUCGUCGAAGGUACGCCAUGCUGGCGACUCACUUUCACGCACUAUGUCCCUUCCGUCUCCUCGUUCUUCUAUCUUGUUCCUGCCUUUCCUCCGCCUUCUCCUCUCUCCCCUAAGCCGUCCCCUCUCGUGCUGCCCCCCAUGCGAGCAGAGCGUCUGGGAAUGGCCUACUGCGGUAUUCCCGAGGUGGCCUCCACCACGUGGCUGCAGUGGAUUCGCGCGCAGAGCGGCCUGCCUUACACGGACAAGGAGCCGCUGAUAAGGGAGACGGGGCUGCACCGGCUGUCAGCCAACUUCACAGAGAAGGAGGCGGUGCGGCUGAUCUUGCGCCCGGGCAUGUUCCGAUUCACGUUUGUGCGCAACCCCUUCACGCGCGCCCUCUCUGCCUACCUCUCCAAGCUCGCCUACACCUCCUCCAUCACCGCCUCGCGCCGCGGCUCCACACAGUCGCCCAGGCAGCUCUGGGCCAAGUGUGGUAGCAGUACGAGGCAGCGUUUUUUCCGCCACGUGUGGCAGCAGUACGAGGAGGUGCGCGCGCCAGAGGGUCUGGUGACCUACCGUGCGUUCCUGAGGCUGGUGGGCGCACUCAUGCAGGACCACAGGGCCACCAUGAACCGCCACCUCUCGCCCCAG